UUUUUAAGUCAGUUGCUGGCUAACCACUCCAAAGAUCGGAGCUUCCUGUCCCAGAAGACGGGGGCUCAUCUUUGAUUGAUUCAGAGAUAGUGAGAUGGGCUUUGCAGCUACUUUCGCACUUCCCUCACAACUAAAACCAUCUCUCUGGGAACAAAAGGGUUCUUCUCUCUUCGUCUAUAAGAAGAGGCCCAGGAAGAAUCGAUCACCUGUUCCGGUUGCACGGCUUUUUGGUCCAGCGAUCUUCGAAGCGUCGAAGCUGAAGGUUUUGUUCUUGGGAGUGGACGAAAAGAAGCACCCUGGUAAUCUUCCAAGGACUUACACGCUCACCCACAGUGAUGUCACCUCUAGACUUACCCUUGCUAUCUCUCAAACGAUCAAUAGCUCCCAGAUACAGGGUUGGUACAAUAGGUUACAGAGGGACGAAGUGGUUGCAGAGUGGAAGAAAGUUAAAGGAAAGAUGUCACUCCAUGUCCACUGUCACAUCAGUGGAGGUCAUUUCCUUCUAGAUCUUUGUGCAAGGCUCAGAUUCUACAUCUUUUCCAAAGAGCUUCCAGUGGUGUUGAAAGCCUUUGUACAUGGAGAUGGGAAUCUCUUCAACAACUACCCAGAAUUGAAAGAUGCUCAGGUUUGGGUUUAUUUUCACUCUAACCUUCCAGAGUUCAAUAAGGUUGAAUGUUGGGGUCCAUUGGAAGAUGCAGUAGCACCCUCUGAAGGUGGAGGAGGUAGGCUUGAGGGGCCUGGUCAGGAACUAUUCCCUUCAGGGUAUAUGGAGAAGAACAAUUGGGUUAGACCAGAGCCGUGCGAGGAGGACUGCUCUUGUUGCUUUCCACCGAUUAGCUUGAUUCCGUGGCCCCAAGAUUUCCCAGUUAAGAGCUGUGAGAGGCAACAAAUAUUAAAUUGAGCAGAUGAGAGCCAUGACACCCAGUCAAGCUUGAAAGCGACA
Telopea speciosissima is the source of this 943-nucleotide messenger RNA. RefSeq names its product protein STAY-GREEN homolog, chloroplastic-like. Lineage: Eukaryota; Viridiplantae; Streptophyta; Magnoliopsida; Proteales; Proteaceae. The coding region runs from base 95 to 901 and encodes 268 amino acids. The transcript has 4 exons. The record is from RefSeq and is a predicted model, not a curated record.